This is a messenger RNA of Thelazia callipaeda (thelaziosis nematode), 435 nucleotides long. Lineage: Eukaryota; Metazoa; Nematoda; Chromadorea; Rhabditida; Thelaziidae. The record is from the annotation of a GenBank genome assembly.
AUGAUCGAAUCUGUAGGAACAAAAUUGUUUAAGUCAAUCACAAAAACAGCCGAUGAACUUGGAGGACGAUUCGAAAUCGCUUUUACGAAUUUUUCUGAUAAAAUUACAAGGGAUGCCGAUGUAUUGGUUGUGCAAUUAACAUUUUUAUCAAAUCUUAUAAGUAUUGUACUUUGCGUAUUAAUCGUACUUCUCCUUAUCAUAAUUUUCAAGUUUUUUACGCUUGGCGUAUUAUAUGUAAGGAAAAAUUGGUAUAAACGUCAUUUACGAGUCUCAAAACCACACUUUCUCAUCCUUGCGACAGCUAUAACAUUAGAUGAUGAAAAAAUGAAUUCAGCAAUAUUCACAAAAUCUAACACUCUACAAGUAGCAGUUCAGCUCCAAAGUAUUCUAAAUGACAAAGCAAAUGAAUUUUUGGUCAAAUCUCACAAGAACUGA